Molecule: messenger RNA, 981 nt
Organism: Guyanagaster necrorhizus
Lineage: Eukaryota; Fungi; Basidiomycota; Agaricomycetes; Agaricales; Physalacriaceae
Product: NAD(P)-binding protein
Exons: 2
Coding region: 1-981 (326 amino acids)
Cellular component (GO): nucleus
Source: RefSeq, a predicted model, not a curated record
AUGACUCGUAAACUCAUCGUCGUCUUCGGUGCUACAGGAAAUCAGGGCGGCUCUGUCGUCUCUUCACUUCUCCAGAACAAAGCUUAUGUCGUUCGAGCUGUGACUCGAGACCCAGCUAGUGACAAGUCGAAAGCGCUAGCUGCAAAGGGCGUUGAAGUCGUCGCUGGAGAUCUCAAUGACCCAAAGAGCCUCAUCAAGGCGUUCGAGGGCGCGCAUGCGGCCUAUGGCGUUACAGAUUUUUUCGCUGAGCUAUCUACCCUCGGAGCCAAUGGAGCUAUGGAUCUUGAGAUCCAGCAGGGCAAAAACCUCGCCAAUGCCGCCGCCGCGACCCCCACACUCGAGCACUACGUCUGGAGCUCCCUUCCGUACAUCAAAAACACCACCAAAGGCACCGCUAGCUGCCCGCACUUUGACGGUAAAGCCCAAGUUGACGAAUACAUCAUGUCCCACCUUCCUGAUCUCGCCAAGAAAACUACCUUCUUCUGGCCGGGGUACUAUGCGACGAACCUCGCGUCCACAACUUCUCUGGUAAGGCAAGAGUUGGGGAAGUACGCGUGGGUUCUUCCUUGCUCACCGAAUGCGUCGGCGCCUAUGGCAGGACUGACGACUAUAAAUGUGGGCGUCUUCGUUAGCGCUAUUCUGGCUAAGCCGGAGAUCACUCUGCCUUCGAAGUAUGUACUGGGGUCUGUCGAAACCUUGACGAUGAAGAGGACCCUGGAGUUGUUGGAGGAGGCGACGGGCGUGGAGAUGGUGUUCGUGCAGAAGGAUACGGAGGACUUUGUGGCGUGGUUCCCUGCUGGACCGGUCUUUGGCAAGGAGCUAGCGUUGAAUAUGAAUUUCUUUGAGCUUGGUCCGGGUGUAUGGUCAAAAAGUGGUGUAAAGGUUUUAACGAAGGAAGAUCUUGGGAUCAAGGACUCGCAGCUGGUCAGUACCAAACAGGCUUUUGAGAUGAUCGAUUGGAGCCCCGUUAUAAAGGCGUAG